AUGAAGCUUAACUUCGCCUAUCCGGCGACUGGCCAGCAAAAGACAGUUGACUUCGAAGAUGAGAAGAAAUAUCGCAUCUUCUAUGAGAAACGUAUGGCUCAAGAAGUUGAGAUCGACUCUCUUGGAGACGAGUGGAAGGGAUAUGUUGUUCGUAUCGGAGGUGGUAACGAUAAGCAAGGUUUCCCCAUGAAACAAGGAGUUCUCACCAACGGACGUGUUCGUUUACUUCUCAAGAAGGGACAAUCUUGCUACCGUCCCCGCAAGACCGGAGAGCGUAAGAGAAAGUCCGUUAGAGGAUGCAUCGUUGAUGCUAACAUCUCUGCUCUUAAUCUUGUCGUUGUCAAGAAGGGAGAUCAAGACAUCGAAGGUCUUACUGAUACCGUUCUUCCUCGCAGACUUGGACCUAAGAGAGCCUCUAAGAUCAGAAAGCUCUUCAACCUCACCAAGGAAGAUGAUGUCACUAAGUACGUCAUUACCCAUGAAAAAACAUUGAAGUCAGGAGCUGUUAAGGUUAUUGGACCCAAGAUUCAAAGACUCAUCACUCCCACUGUUAUCAACAGACGUAAGAAGCUUUUGAACAAGAAGAAGGCUCAACGUGUGAAGUCCCGUGAGGAAGCUGCUGCUUAUCACAAGCUUAUGACCAAGUACGCCAAGGAGAGAAAAGACGAGAAGGUUGCACGUAGAAGAUCCUCUGCUUCUCGCUCAUCUGAAUCUGAGGCUAAGAAGACCACCAGCAAGAAGUAA
Messenger RNA from Auanema sp. JU1783, 744 nucleotides. The record is from the annotation of a GenBank genome assembly. Lineage: Eukaryota; Metazoa; Nematoda; Chromadorea; Rhabditida; Rhabditidae.